Molecule: messenger RNA, 2179 nt
Organism: Solea senegalensis (Senegalese sole)
Lineage: Eukaryota; Metazoa; Chordata; Actinopteri; Pleuronectiformes; Soleidae
Product: patatin-like phospholipase domain-containing protein 2
Exons: 9
Coding region: 91-1443 (450 amino acids)
Biological process (GO): triglyceride catabolic process; lipid homeostasis
Cellular component (GO): cytoplasm; lipid droplet; membrane
Molecular function (GO): triacylglycerol lipase activity
Source: RefSeq, a predicted model, not a curated record
AUAACACAACUGUUUACAUGUGGAAACCACUGCAUGAACUCCUGAUGCACCACCAGCUGAACUCUUGACUUUCCAUCAACCUCCCUGUGAAUGGAACCAUCAGAGAGGACGUUCUGUUGGGAUGAGGAGUGGAACAUCUCGUUUGCAGGUUGUGGAUUCAGGAGUAUGUAUCAUAUGGGAGCCAUGUGCUGUGUCUUGGAGCGGAUACCUCAGCUAGUUCAUGGUGCUUCGAAAAUCUGUGGAGCUUCGUCUGGAUGUCUCGUUGCUGCAGCUCUGACUGUUGGGAUUCCCAUUGAGCAGUUCUGUAUGGAUGUGAUGACGAUGGCAAAAGAGGCCAGAAGACACACACUGGGAGUUUUUCACCCGACCUUCAGUCUGCUGCGCAGAGUGCGGGUUUUCCUGCUGGAGAAACUUCCUGCGGACGCCCACCUCCGGGCCUCUGGGAAGCUCUGUGUGUCCCUCACCAGAAUGUCUGAUGGGAAGAAUGUUUUAGUGUCAGAGUUUGACAGCAGAGAAGAGCUCAUUCAGGUUCUCAUGUGCAGCUGCUUUUUCCCCCUUUACUGUGGUUUCAUUCCACCAUCAUACCGUGGAGUGCACUACAUGGACGGAGCCCUGAGCAACAACAUGCCCCUGUGUGAGAACAGAAACACCAUCACCGUAGCUCCAUUCUCUGGUGAGAGCGACAUCUGCCCCAGAGAGGGAACCCUCAACUUCUGUGAGGUGCACUACGGCAACGUCAGCAUCCAGGUCAACACCGGCAAUGUACACCGCAUAUGUACAUCCUUCCUACCUCCGAGACCUGAGAAACUGGCUGAGAUCUGUCACAAUGGCUACAAGGAUGCUCUUCGUUUCCUGAGAGAAAAAGAUCUGCUUGGGACACAAUGUCGUCCUCCCAGUUUGGUGGCACAAAUGGACACACUCACUUGCUGCGAGUUGAUGAGGAAAGUGGCUCGAGCAGAUGUCCCCAAGAAGAUCCUGCUGGACAGACUGAAGCCAACACGAGAGACCGAUCACUGGCCAGACCAGGACGUCAUAGCAAACCUCCCAGCAGAAAUCGACAGAAUCCUGUGUGAGGCUUGCAGGGAGAGUGGUGAUGGCGUCAGUUGGUCUUGGCUCACUGACUUCCUCCCAGUCAAAGUGGUCUUGUAUCUGCUGACCAUCCUUAUGCUGCCUGUGGAGCUGAUCCUUUUCCUCACAAAGAGCAUCAUCGAGGUGGGCUAUGCAGUCAUUUGCAGUCUCUUCAUGCCCCUCCCACACUUCUGCAGUAGAAGGAAGGAUACCAACAGCGCCACACCCCUGCAGCAAUGCAGCAAAAGAUCCAUGGAAACCAGACAGGAGACAGGAGACAUCAAUAACAGCAAACCUUUGACCUCAGUAAUAAAUCGGGGUUCCAAUAAUAAUCUCCACUGGGACGACAACAGUAACCUCAACCAUAAACAGUAAGAAACUAGGUCUACCAUCGGCUGUAUGCCUCUGCCUGACUGAUGAAGUCUGCAUACAUUUCCAAGACUCGUAUAAAAGCUGCUUAUUGACUUAAAAGGACUUGGGACGGAAUGGGACGGACAGAAGAAAAAAAUGAGCUGCACCUGACUUUUUGAAUCUUUGAAUUCAUGAACGUGCCUUGCUUUUGAGUGAACAUUUUGAAAACGGGGGAAUAAAUACAAUACCCAGUCCAAUAUGCCAGGAAACAGAAAAAGUAAAAUCCAUGAAACCUUAUUGACAUAAAUGCUUCACUAAUCACAGGCAACAUACUGUAAAGAAAGGUGUCCACCACUAUCCCGUGCCAAGAACAUGAGUGAGGGGUGCAAAUGUCUCCCACACAGUUGGAGCACAAAUGUCUUGACAGGUAAGUUGAUUAAAAGAGGUUAAAGACUGACAUCAGUGUCUGUAGGAAUUCAGGUUUGUGACACUGGCAUCACAUCAGAUUGAAUACAGUUGUUGUGUGCCAUCCUUAUUUUCAAUAAACAAGAGACAAGAUCAUCAGCUAAAAGCAACCAUUUUUCUUGGAUCUGUUUUCAUUGAGCCUGUGUAAAAACAUUAGCGUGAGCACUCAAAAGACUUUGAGUUUAUCCAUUGUUGCAAAAACACAGUUUGGUCAAGGCAGAGAAUGUUGCUGUCAUUUAUGUCAUUAUCAUUUGUGUAAAUCUAACUCUGCUUCAGUGUUUUUGUGGCACAGUGA